AAAGAUCGGUUGAAUAUUAGGUUCUUGUAUAAAAACAACCAAACUUGGCUUUCACAACUUCUAGCAUGUUUUUCAUACAUGAGCUAAAUCUAACCUAAUUGCUAUAUCGUAUAGCUCUAUAAAGAAAAUCGCUCAAAAGAUGAGUUUUCAUAUCGACGAGAUUUUAUUUGUUUCAAAAAAACUUGACUGAAUUCAGCAAUGAAUCCUCCUCGUUGUAUGAAUUCUCCUCACAUAUCCGUAUAAUCAACAUUCAUAUAUCUCUACUAGAUUUUUAAAUAGUCGUCGUGCCGAAAAGCCCCGUUCUAUUUUAUUUUGUUUUUCUAAUGGAUUUGUAUGUAUGCCCUCAACUUACUUACAAGAUGGUAAGGUCCGGAACUUGGUUGUUUAAGUGUCAUAAAUACAAGCAACUGUCAGCAAUUGGAUCAAUUAGCAUCCUUUGCCCCUUAAAUUAUGCAAAAUUGUGUCAUUUUGGCAUUAAUUUAUUAAGUGCUCACUCGUGUCAACAAUUUACCCGCAGUGGGAGCACAUAUCAUAACAAACCUGCACGUGGCAAUUGGGAAGCGGCAAGCGGCAGCCACUUAAAGCCGCAAUCCCAACCGCAUUCGUGUGUAUCUUUCGCGUUAUAGACAUGCAGCCACUUGAGCCAGUUGUGAAGUGGCUCAUGCCACAAGCUCUCCAGCCCAAUUCGGUGGCACGUGCCGCCGCGUGGGCCCUGGGCGGGAGUAUUUGUGGCAUCUUUACAGAAGUGUCGGCCACGUGGCGGUAAUUCGUUUAGCGACAGGCGUAAGCCCGCAAUGAUUAUUGCGGUUUAAGCUUAAAAGAAAGAGUUGCGAGCUGCGAGUUGCAAUUGAUAUUAAGUGGACACAAGAUGUGGCACAAUCAAUGUUGCGACAAAGGCGGACUGAUAAGAGAAAGUGCAUGCCGCUUUGAACUUUGUCGCUGAUCCUCGCGGCCAGACGAGGCCAGCUAGAUAGACAGACAGACAGACAGAGCACUCAUCCUUCCGAUUGGCUUACGUUCAGGCGUAAAAAAUGCUCGUGUUUUAACUGGCACUGGUAGUUGCUGGUGUGCGUGUGUUUGUGCGCGUGUGUGUGUGUCCGUGUCUGUGUGUGUGGGUAAAGCAACCCCCUGGGCUAGAGCGAACGGCAAUCACGGCGCGCAUAUCUUUUGGGAUUUGUGCCAUGGCGCCGCCAUCGUCGCGACCGACGACAAUGCGCCGAGGGUUGUUGCCGCCUAAAUCAGCGGGCUUACUGGGCAGCUCUGCCGUGCUAAUGGCUGAACAUAAAACCGGUGCGCACUCCUGUUCAGCUUUUAGUUGGUGCGGGCACGCGAAACGGUUAAGGCUUAAAAAAAAAGAAAAACACAUACACGAGCGUAAUGCGUCUGGUUUGACAUUUAGAGACAGGCACAGAUACAGCUAAAGCUACAGCUAGAGACAACCACAGCUACCCACGCCGAGCUCAACAUGUCCGCCUGCUACAACGCCUACAAUCCGACGCAAUCGUUUGAGUUCGAGGAUGAUGACGAUGAUGCCUCAUUCGAUAGCGGCUACGAGAAGAGCUUUGAGACGAUUGCGAAUGCGAGCUCGCGGCGUCGUUUGGACUUUGCGGAGCACUACAAUAGCACGGCCAAUGCCAGCGGCACGCCGCCGGGCCAAACUCAAGCGCCGCUUAUGUAUGCCGGCGCCUGGGAUAUGCAGCUGAAUUCGCCACCAGCGACAACUUCUGGCUUUGUGGGUCUGCUGGACAACAGUAGCAAUCACAGCACGCGCAGUGGACGCACUCUGGUGGAGCACCUCAACAGUCGCGCCGCAACGACGGGCGCCUUUGAGCCGCAGCUGACGAGCACGCCGGUCAAGUCGCCGGAGGAUCCGAAUGCGCCGCGUCCGAAACGCAAAUAUGCCGUCGGCAAAAAUCGUGUCACUCGGUCGCGCAGUCCUCUGCAGGUGGUGCGCAUCAAGAAGUUUCGACGCAUGAAAGCCAACGAUCGGGAGCGCAAUCGGAUGCACACGCUCAAUGAUGCGCUGGAACGGCUGCGCGUGACGCUGCCCUCGCUGCCGGAGGAGACCAAGCUGACCAAGAUCGAGAUACUGCGCUUUGCGCACAACUACAUCUUUGCGCUGGAGCAGGUGCUGGAGAGCGGCAACACCAUCAAUCUCGACUUGGAGAAGCUGCAGAACUUUACGCUGAGCGGUGAACGCAUCACCAAGGAGCUAUUCGAUGCGCUCUUUGUGAAUCCGCAGCCGUUUCCCAUGUUCGGCAGCGGGCGCAUCUUUCCCUAUGGGCCGCAUCAUCAGACGCCGCCAGCGAUGCACUAUCAGCCAGCUCAGGGAGUGGAUUAUCAGACAGCACAACCACCUGGCUUUGAUCUGGGCAGCAGCAUGCGCUACUACCAACAACAACAGCAACAGCAGCCGGAGCUUAGUCCACAGCCCACAGCUUCAGCUCAGUUUUCCCAGGAGAAAUACGAUCUGUUUCGCAGCAACUUCGAGGCAGCUGCAAAUGGAACGCCGUUGUCAGAACCGGGUCUGCAUCAGCAAAGCAGCUUCUAUACGCAAACGCCGCCCUGGAAGGAGUACCAGGAGGAUCAACAACUACUCUACAAACAGUUUACCCACCAGGUAUAGCAUAGUUUUGCGGGCAUCUAUAUGGUGUCAGUCUUCUCUGGGUGAUAUGUUCGACAAUGUGCAGACCACAACGACACUGCCACCUGGAAAUGAUAAUUAAUAAUUAAUUGUCUGCUCUAGUGACUCACUUUUGCUUAAACCAAAUAUCAAAAGUCAUUUGCUUAGAGCAGCUGGCCAACUUGCUCACAUUUCCAGGUCUCACUGCCGCUGUGGCUCACAAUCAGUUGAUAUUUUGCAAUAAGUCUACACAAAAUUGAUUGCUGAGGCCAUGCUAAGCAGGCUGGCCUCAAUAAUCGAUUUGAUUAAAUUCAUUUAGUGGGUAACACAAACGACAAAUCAAUUUGCGCAGCCUAAUGUCAGAGUUCAAAUGAAGUGCACUCGCAAAUUCACUUCUGAUUCACGCAUGCCUGGAAUGGGUUGCUUGUUUGUGGCACUCACUAGUGGACUAUUAAAACUAAAAGUGCAUUUUUUAAUGAAAAUAUUAUGAAAUGCACUUUUUGCUUUUAAUGGCUAAUACAAUUUGCUUUAUAAUAACAUCGGUUGUCCAUGUAAAUUUAGUAAGAGCAUCCAUGUACCUUGCCAUACAUAUUUAUAUAAACACAAUCUAACUAAGAAAGCAGCCUAGCCAUUACUAACACACAUGCUUAACGAGUUUUAAGCGUUAGCUAAGAUUUAGUUUCAGGCUUAGUUAGUUUGGUUGGGUUAACAUUGCAAUGCGAUAAACGAGGGCUAGUCAUUUUUGAAGUUAGGUUUACUAUAUACUAUAUACAUUACGUGUUAAGAUGAAUUUUAUGUAAACUAUUACAAUUUAUUUUUGCUAAAUAAAG
This is a messenger RNA of Drosophila novamexicana, 3453 nucleotides long. RefSeq names its product basic helix-loop-helix neural transcription factor TAP (gene tap). Bases 1466 to 2626 code for a protein of 386 amino acids. The record is from RefSeq and is a predicted model, not a curated record. Lineage: Eukaryota; Metazoa; Arthropoda; Insecta; Diptera; Drosophilidae. Gene Ontology annotation, molecular function: protein dimerization activity. The transcript has a single exon.